Molecule: messenger RNA, 3610 nt
Organism: Monopterus albus (swamp eel)
Lineage: Eukaryota; Metazoa; Chordata; Actinopteri; Synbranchiformes; Synbranchidae
Product: cadherin 1, type 1, E-cadherin (epithelial)
Exons: 19
Coding region: 190-2883 (897 amino acids)
Biological process (GO): multicellular organism development; adherens junction organization; cell migration
Cellular component (GO): plasma membrane; cytoplasm; catenin complex
Molecular function (GO): cadherin binding; beta-catenin binding; calcium ion binding
Source: RefSeq, a predicted model, not a curated record
UUGGAUGCAGCACACUAAGGUCAGAUACAGUUAAAUUCUGGUUAACAAGAACGCUGUCAGCAUAUUGCUCACUUGCUGUAAGCAUAGUCUCUCUCUCUUUCUCUAUGUCUGCCAGCUCUUCGUGAGUAUGAAGUAACAGAAGCUCCUGGUAUCUGCCUCACAGAACAUUACAACAGCACCUGCAUCCAGAUGGGGACCGCUCGCUUUGCGGUUUGGGGAUUUUUAAUCGCCAUUUUUCAGGCUUCUACAUUGAGCGCUGAGGAGCCAACAUGCAUACCUGGGUUCAAGUCGGAUAUAUUAAUUUUCAAAGUGACCAGGAAGCAUCUGACCCAGGGCACCAGACUGGGUCAAGUGAGCUUCACUGACUGCACAGGCCGCACAAGAUUCCCUUUUACCAGUGAUGACAGCCGUUUCAUGGUACAGACAGAUGGCGUAUUGAUGGUAAACCGGCCGGUAGUUCUUCACGAUGGACACCAGGACUUUGUCAUCCACGCCUGGCCACAAGGUCACAAAAUGACAGUUCCUGUCACAGUAUUGCUUCGUGGGAGUCGCCACCAAAGUGAUGAGCAUCGCCGUGGACACCACAACUACCAGCACCACCUUACUGAAUUGGACUUUGCUAAUAACACAGGGAAUGGAAAUGAUCCACAUGUGCCUGUUCUGCAUUUCCCCGUGUCUGCUGAAGGGCUGAGGAGGAGGAAGAGAGACUGGGUUAUUCCUCCACUAAAUGUUGCAGAGAAUUCCAGAGGACCCUUUCCCGAAUAUGUAUCUCAUAUCCGUUCAAAUGAAGAUAAAAACAAGAAGAUUAUUUACAGCAUCACUGGUCCAGGAGCUGAUCAGCCUCCUCUUGGUCUUUUCUUCAUGAACAAAGAUACUGGUCGUCUCUAUGUCACACAACCACUGGACAGAGAGAAGCAGGCCGAGUACAGGUUUCUAGCGCAUGCUGUGGCAGAAGGCGUGGGAAAUGCGGAGACACCUAUGGAGAUUGUAGUGAAUGUAAUUGAUCAGAACGACAACAACCCUGUUUUCACUCAAGACAUCUUCCUGGGAGUAGUUCCUGAGGCCUCACCAAAAGGUUUUGAGGUGAUUACAGUUGUGGCCACAGAUGAAGAUGAUCCAAGUACUAACAAUGGAGUAAUCCGUUACAGUAUUCUGAGCCAGGACCCACCGUUUCCCAGUGACCCCCUUUUUGAAAUCAACACAGUCACUGGGGUCAUCAGAGUCAGUGGUCAUGGGUUAGACAGAGAGAAAUACCCACAGUACACUCUGAUGGUACAGGUUGCAGACAUGGAGGGAAAAGGGUUGGCAGGUCAAGCCAAAGUAAUCCUGACUGUAACGGAUAGCAAUGACAAUGCUCCAGCCUUCACUCAACCCUUUUAUAAUGCAUCAGUACCAGAAAAUAAAGUGGGUGCUCUGGUCGUUACAAUGUCGGUAACGGAUGCUGAUGAGCCUCAGUCCCCAGCCUGGAAUGCCAAGUUCAAAAUUGUCCUUGGUGAUCCUGGAGGACUUUUUGCUGUGACAACAGGAAGUAACAAACAAGAUGGAAUCAUUACUACGGCCAAGCCCCUUGAUUUUGAGAGGACCAGCAAACACACACUUCUUGUUGCAGUGGAGAAUGAUGUUCCUUUUGCUGUUCCGAUGCCGACUUCUACCGCCACAGUGGUGGUGAAUGUGAUAGAUGUCAAUGAGGCACCCAUCUUUGAACCAUUAGAGAAGCAAGUGUCAAAACCAGAGGACCUUCCUGUCAACAGUGAUGUGGCGUUGUACACUGCCUUUGACCCAGACACAGCACGCAAACAGAAAGUCAUGUAUAAAACACUUAGUGACCCUGCAGGCUGGCUCAAUGUGAACAAAGACACGGGCGAGAUAACAGUCAAUCGCCUAAUGGACAGAGAGUCCCACUUUGUCAAGGACAGCAAAUACACAGCACUCAUUGGUGCAUAUGACAAUGAUGAAAUCCCAGCCACAGGAACUGGUACUCUGAUCAUUCAGCUUGAAGAUGUCAAUGACAACGCACCCACCAUUGAUCAGCGUGAAAUCAAGGUGUGUAACAAGAAACCAGGCCCUCAGUAUCUGUCAGUAACAGAUAUAGAUGGACCGUCCUUUGCUUCUCCAUACAGCGUCUCCUUACAGGGCACGUCAAAGAACAACUGGACUGCUAGGAUGAACGACACCCAAACGGGCAUUAUCCUAACUCUAACCACUGAGCUGGCCAGUGGAGACUACACUGUGGUCAUGAGGGUUGCUGACAAGGAGGGCCUGGAGCAGGAUAACACUGUCAAGGCUGUAGUGUGUGACUGCACUGGGGAAGACGUGUCCUGUGGAGAACGUGUUGUCGGUGGCACCAAUCUACCUGUUAUCCUAGGAAUACUGGGAGGCAUCCUGCUGCUGCUCAUGCUGGUGCUUCUGCUGCUGCUAUUUGCGAGACGGAGACGAGGAGAGAAGAAGGAGCCUCUACUGCCGGAUGACGACAUCAGAGACAAUGUCUAUUACUAUGACGAAGAGGGAGGUGGAGAGGACGAUCAGGACUAUGAUCUCAGUGUUCUUCAUCGUGGUCUGGACAACCGGCCUGAGGUGUUCAGGAACGACGUAGUGCCAAACUUCAUGCCGGCACCUCAGUACCGGCCUCGUCCUGCCAACCCAGAGGACAUCGGCAACUUCAUUGAUGAUAACCUGAAGGCAGCUGACGGCGACCCGACAGCACCACCCUAUGACUCCCUGCUGGUGUUUGACUAUGAGGGAGGUGGCUCUGAUGCAGGGAGCCUCUCCUCCCUGAACUCGUCAAGCAGUGGAGACCAGGACUACGAUUGCCUCAGUGAAUGGGGACCCCGCUUCAAGAAACUAGCUGACAUGUAUGGAGGAGGAGAAGAUGACAUGCUGUAAAUGUACCAAAGAACAAACCAUUUGAAUAGGUGGAUGCACAUACAGCUGUGUGAACGUUAGAUUGAUGAAAGCAUGAACUGAUAAAUGAAUGCAUUCCAGGAAGACAACAGAUAUUCAUGCUGAUGAUAUUUUUUUGGGAUGGAUUUGGAUUUACUUUGUCAGGGUAGUGCUGUUGGCAGUUAACAGCUGCUGCUCAGAAUCCAAAUUAUGAAUUAUUUUUAAUAUACAAGUGGUUCAGUUUGAAUGGGGAAGCUCUGCCUGCAUAUCUUUCAAAUUCCUGUUUGACUUCUAGGUUUAAAGAUGACUUAUUUUGUGCCCAGUGAGUUCUGGAGCCCAUUCUUCAGUCUGAUUUAUGGAUUUUGUCCACAUAUUUUAACCUGCCUUGUUGCUUACUGGGUAACACUGGAAAUGCACACAUGCUAGCAGUUGCAUUGGUAAUGAUUGUAAAAGUUUGGCAAUGUAUGGUACUUUUUUUCUGUAGUUUGUACAAUUGUAACAGUUUAAUGCUUUUGUUUCACAAAUGAAAUUGCAGAUGAUUGAGGUGAAAUUCUAGUAGUCGGCUAACACUACAUCACCCUUUUUGUGUGGUCUCAGUUAAAUGCUUUGUUCAACUGACCACUUUAUUACACUGUAAUGGCAACUGGUUUUGUAGUUACCUCUAACAGUACUUUAUUUCAAAUGCUUUAAUUUUGAAUUUUUUUUAUAAAGUUCUUAUACAAUUUCUGGA